AUGACCGACGCACUGCUGCCCGCAGCCCCCAAGGCGUUGGAGAAGGAAAGCGACGGCUACUUUCGGAAGGGUUGUAAUCCCCUUGCUCAAACUGGUCGGAGUAAACUGCAGAAUAAAAGGGCUGCCUUGAACCAGCAGAUCCUGAAAGCUAUUCGGAUGAGAACUGGAGCGGAAAACCUUCUGAAAGCAGCCACGAACCAUAAAGUGCGGGAACAAGUGCGCCUGGAGCUGAGCUUUGUGAACUCUGACCUGCAGAUGCUCAAGGAGGAGCUGGAGGGGCUCAACAUCUCGGUGGGAGUCUAUCAGAGCACAGAGGAUGCAUUCAUGAUUCCCCUGAUACCUCUUGGCCUGAAGGAAACUAAAGAAGUUGACUUUUCCGUUGUUCUCAAGGAUUUUAUCCUGGAACAUUACAGUGAAGAUAGUUAUUUAUAUGAAGAUGAAAUAGCUGAUCUUAUGGAUCUGAGACAAGCUUGUCGGACGCCCAGCCGGGAUGAGGCUGGCGUUGAACUGCUGAUGAGUUACUUUGUCCAGCUGGGUUUUGUGGAGAGUAGAUUCUUCCCACCCACAAGACAGAUGGGGAUCUUGUUUACAUGGUAUGACUCCCUAACUGGGGUUCCGGUCAGCCAACAGAACUUGCUCCUGGAGAAGGCCAGCAUUCUUUUUAACAUUGGAGCCCUCUACACACAAAUUGGGACUCGGUGCAAUCGGCAGACGCAAGCUGGGCUGGAGAGUACUGUGGAUGCCUUUCAGAGAGCUGCAGUGAAGCCUGGUGCAGAUGAGGACCACCAGGAGAAGUGCUUGUCCGAGCUCUACGACCACAUGCCUGAGGGACUGACACCCUUGGCCACACUGAAAAAUGAGCAUCAGCGCAGACAGUUGGGAAAAUCGCAUCUGCGCAAAGCCAUUGUCCAUCAUGAGGAGUCUAUGAGGGAGGCUGGGCUGUGCAUGAAGCUCCGCAACAUCGAGGUGCUCCAGGAGGUGCUCUCCGUGGCACACCAGCGCUCGAGGCUCAAGUAUUCUCAGCACCAAGAGGACGAUGAUCUGCUGGACUUAACUGAUGCUCCCAACAUUGUUUCUAAAACUGAGCAAGAAGUUGAAAUUAUACCACCACAGCUGUCCAAGGUGACAGUAACAGACUUCUUCCAGAAGCUGGGCCCCCUAUCUGUGUUUUCGGCUAACAAGAGAUGGACACCUCCUCGAAGUAUUCAUUUCAUCGCAGAAGAAGGGGACUUGGGGUUCACCUUGAGAGGAAACUCCCCAGUUCAAGUUCACUUCCUAGAUCCUUAUUGCUCAGCGGCACUGGCAGGAGCCAAGGAGGGAGAUUAUAUUGUUUCUAUUCAAGACGUGGGUUGCAAGUGGCUGACAGUGAGUGAGGUCAUGAAACUGUUGAAGAGCUUUGGUGACGACGACAUUGAGAUGAAGGUUGUGAGCUUGCUGGACUCCACGUCGUCCAUGCAUAGUAAGUGUGCCACAUACUCUGUGGGAAUGCAGAAAACUUACUCCAUGAUCUGUUUAGCCAUAGAAGAUGAGAAAAUCGAUAAAACCAAGAAAAUUUCAAAAAAGCUCUCUUUCUUGAGUUGGGGCACCAACAAGAACAGGCAGAAGUCUGCCAGCACCAUGUCCCUUCCGUCGGUCGGGGUCGUGAGGCCUAACGUCAAGAAGAAGCUGCCCUCUCCUUUCAGCCUUCUCAACACCGACAGUUCUUUGUACUAA
Orycteropus afer afer is the source of this 1713-nucleotide messenger RNA. RefSeq names its product rhophilin Rho GTPase binding protein 2 (gene RHPN2). The coding region runs from base 1 to 1713 and encodes 570 amino acids. NCBI's taxonomy places the organism in Eukaryota, Metazoa, Chordata, Mammalia, Tubulidentata, Orycteropodidae. The transcript is spliced from 13 exons. Gene Ontology annotation, biological process: signal transduction; negative regulation of stress fiber assembly. The record is from RefSeq and is a predicted model, not a curated record. Gene Ontology annotation, molecular function: protein binding.